Molecule: messenger RNA, 5678 nt
Organism: Felis catus (domestic cat)
Lineage: Eukaryota; Metazoa; Chordata; Mammalia; Carnivora; Felidae
Gene: SMOX
Product: spermine oxidase
Exons: 7
Coding region: 212-1792 (526 amino acids)
Molecular function (GO): polyamine oxidase activity
Source: RefSeq, a predicted model, not a curated record
UGGGCCGGGGACGCGAGGCGGAGCGGGGCCCCACGCAGGCCGCGGCGGCUGGCUCGGGCCCCUACGGUCCCGGCGGCGGCUGGAGGAGGAAGCCAGACGGCUGGAAGAAGAGGGGAGGAGGAGGAGGAGGCCGAGGCUGGAGCGCCGCUCGCCACAGACUCACUUCCCCGGCUCAGCAGGGAAAGGUUCCUAGGAGGCCAGUGCGGACGGUAUGCAAAGUUGUGAAUCCAGUGGCGACAGUGCGAAUGACCCUCUCAGUCGUGGCCUACGGAGAAGGGGACAGCCUCGCGUGGUGGUGAUCGGCGCUGGCUUGGCUGGCCUGGCUGCGGCCAAAGCACUUCUGGAGCAGGGCUUCACGGAUGUCACUGUGCUCGAGGCUUCCACCUGCAUCGGAGGCCGCGUGCAGAGCGUGAAACUCGGACACGCCACCUUUGAGUUGGGAGCCACCUGGAUCCAUGGCUCCCAUGGGAAUCCCAUCUAUCAUCUAGCAGAAGCCAAUGGCCUUCUGGAAGAGACAACUGAUGGGGAGCGCAGCGUGGGCCGUAUCAGCCUCUACUCCAAGAAUGGCGUGGCCUGCUACCUCACCAACCGUGGCCACAGGAUCCCCAAGGACGUGGUUGAGGAAUUCAGUGAUUUAUACAACGAGGUCUAUAACUUGACCCAGGAGUUCUUCCGGCAUGGUAAACCAGUCAAUGCUGAGAGUCAGAACAGCGUGGGGGUGUUCACCCGGGAGGAGGUGCGCAACCGCAUCAGGGAUGACCCUGACGACCCUGAGGCCACCAAGUGCCUGAAACUCGCCAUGAUCCAGCAGUACCUGAAGGUGGAGAGCUGUGAGAGUAGCUCGCACAGCAUGGACGAUGUGUCCCUGAGUGCCUUUGGGGAGUGGACCGAGAUCCCCGGGGCCCACCAUAUCAUCCCUUCGGGCUUCAUUCGGGUUGUGGAGCUGCUGGCCGAGGGCAUCCCCGCCCACGUCAUCCAGCUGGGGAAACCCGUCCGUUGUGUGCACUGGGACCAGGCCUCGGCCCGCCCCCGGGGUCCUGAGAUUGAGCCCCGGGGCGAGGGUGACCACAACCUUGACGCCGGGGAGGGCGGCCAGGGGGGAGAGGAGCCCCGGGGGGAUGGGCGGGAUGAGGACGAGCAGUGGCCGGUGCUGGUGGAGUGUGAGGACUGCGAGGUGAUCCCGGCGGACCACGUGAUCGUGACCGUGUCGCUGGGCGUGCUCAAGAGGCAGUACACCAGCUUCUUCCGGCCGGGCCUGCCCACCGAGAAGGUGGCUGCCAUCCACCGCCUGGGCAUCGGCACCACCGACAAGAUCUUUCUGGAAUUCGAGGAGCCCUUCUGGGGCCCCGAGUGCAACAGCAUACAGUUUGUGUGGGAGGAUGAGGCGGAGAGCGGCACCCUCACCUACCCGCCGGAGCUCUGGUACCGCAAGAUCUGCGGCUUCGAUGUCCUCUACCCGCCCGAACGCUACGGCCACGUGCUGAGCGGCUGGAUCUGCGGCGAGGAGGCCCUCGUCAUGGAGAAGUGCGACGACGAGGCGGUGGCCGAGAUCUGCACGGAGAUGCUGCGGCAGUUCACAGGGAACCCCAACAUUCCAAAACCUCGGCGAAUCCUGCGCUCGGCCUGGGGCAGCAACCCCUACUUCCGAGGCUCCUAUUCGUACACGCAGGUGGGAUCUAGUGGGGCAGAUGUGGAGAAGCUGGCCAAGCCCCUGCCAUACACCGAGAGCUCCAAGUUGGCGAAUGUGGAUUUUGGAAGCAUUGAUCAUGAUCAGGCAACAGAGAGUACGUGAGUCGACACAGCAGAGAUUAGAAGGCAGAGGCAGAGGCAGAGGCAGAGCUUGUGUCUGCGAUGAACAGUGCCCGCAGCCACCCACCCUGUAACUUGUCAAGUGAGAAAGACGACGCCCCAUGUUUAAGCAGCUGUCCCUCAGCGUCCUCGUCACCUGCAGUUGCAUUCUUCACCUUUCCAGCGUGCUGGAGAUGUCCAUGGCUGUCUGCUCCCGGCCCAUCUGGGAAUAUCACUCCACCCACGGACACUGGCACCUGGACAGCUGUGUUUUAUACCACGUGAUCUGACCCACUUCUGCCUGCCUGCCCAGCUGAUCAGACUCGACCCCAAAUUAGCCAAUCCAUAGGCUGGCCAGUGACCUAUGACCUCUGGGGCUUGGCCCAAGAGAUGAGUGGGGCCAAUCUGGCCCCUCUGGGGACCCCUUCUGUGGUUUCUGGCAGGACAGAAAGAGGUUGACACAACGGUAUGGUGGAGUCAUGUGAAUGAUGAACCCCUGGAGGGAACGCCCAUAAAUGUCAUGGGGGAGGUCCCCGGAAUUGCCUCCCAUGCAUCCCUCCCUCCAGAUCCCGGCUCUGAGAGCUCAGGCUGUCGUGGCCCCAGUUCUUGGAUUUCUUCUGGAUUCCAAAUGCAUCCUGCAUUUCCUGCUUAGUUCCUCCCCAGACCAGAGCAAUUUGAGAAUGUAGGCUGGGGUCCUGUCCAGCAUGCCUUUUGUUUCCCUGCUCUUGCCAGGGGGUGGGUGGGGAAGGGAAGAGAGCCAGCCCCAAACUGCAGGAGAGUCCAGAGCAGCCCCUCUGCCCAAAGACCCUGCUUCCAACACCACCUGAGUCCACAGGGCUCCCCAGAGAGCUCUUCUGAGCAGAGGCUGCGGGAGCGGUUUAGCCUUUACCAGCAUCUGGUUUUGUGCUUCGCUGGAGCCACAAGAAGAAGAAGAAAAAAAGGAAAUUCUUUCCAAGUAGACGGUGAACAUGUAAGUCCCUGGGGGUGUGACAGGACGGAAAUAGAAACAGGGUCAGGAGGGCACUGAAGAGUCGGGGCUUUGACAGGUCGCGAAGGGAGGGCGACCAAGGUCCCAAACCUUUUGCCAGGACCUGUCAGCGCCUGGAGCAGGAGGCACUAAAGGCUUGGGGUGGGGCUCCAGGUGGAGGGGUGGCGGGUCGGAAGGCACAUAGAGCGGGUGUUCCUGCAGAAGUCCAGGCACAGCUGGCUGUCUGGCUGGGGGAGGACACAGGCUCCAGCCUUGUGAGGAUGGGCGGAACCAGUAGGGGUGAGACAGUGCUGUUGAGUAUUAGGUGGGCAAUGGGGCAGUGUCCCAGGGAAGGGUCAGUUGGCCAGCUCCAUCAAUCCAGGAUUUAACGAACACUUACACCCAGCCCUGAGCAGUUCUGGGAACGGCCUUCUCCCCAUGCACAGGUACGGAUUCUAGCAGUGGGUCUGAAGCCAGGAUGACCUUGGUGCAAGCUACCAGGGAGGCUGAGGGAUACGUGGGGGUUCGUUUGGGUUAGGGGAUCUGGAAAGGUCUUGGGAAGAAGGUGGGCAGGCUCAGGGCUUCCAGGAGCCUGUGGCCUCAGCACCAGUGGCCUUGUCAUGCCCACAUGGAGCUGAGGAAAUGACCUUGCAGGAGGCGAGUGGCCUGGUAUUUGGGGUGUCUGGGAUCCACCCAGGCGAGUGGAGGGUGAGCACACAUCUGGAGCUACAGACAAACUCUUGGGAGCCAUUUAUAUACAAGUGGUCACUGAGAUCAUUUGGAAUGGAUGAGAUCGUGUGGAGAGUUGAGAAGAGGAAGAAGAAAACCUUGGGGGACAUAUAAUGGCAGAGAGAGGCGCCUGCGCAGGAGGCAGAGAGAGAGAGAGAGAGAGUGUGUGGCCAGGGAACCAGAAGAGAUCCCAGGGGCGUGGCUUGGGUGCGGAGAAGAACAUUUCAGCCACCAGCGUGGACUGUGGCAGACAGAGGGAGGAGGUUGGGGAAAUGAGACGUCCCAGGUGACUUGCAAAAGCGGCUCUGGGGGAUGCUGGGGACAGAGGUCCCUGAAAGAGUGUGGGAAGCAAGGCAAGAUGGGUGGCAAGAGCCCAGCUCAAAUGGGGAGGGCGGGCAGACUGGACUGGGGCCCGGAGUGGGAAGCAGGAAUGAGACUUUCUAAGGAUGGUGGGGGCAAAGGGCUUAGGCAAAUGCCAGUGUCUUUGGAGGCUCGUUCUGCCCUGUCCCAUCUCACAGGGCCAUCCAUUUCCCACUCACAAACUCCCUGAAGGCCUCAUCCCAUUUCUUGAAGAUUGUGUAAAGGAACUCUUCUUCCCAUUCUAAUCAGUGCUGAGAGUCUUCCCAUUCUCCCAGCCACCUUGACCUUUCCUGGGGGCCUCCCGGAGACGACGGCCUCAUUUCUCUAUGUACCGAAGAGACAGUAUCUCUAAUCAGAUGUGUCUACUCUGUGACCCUUUGGCAUGUCCUGACACCAAGGUCAGCAACUCAGUGCGUUAGCUGUGGCACAGCCUCUCUGGGGGCUUUGCAGCUCUCCCUGAUCUCCUGAAGGCUUGGUAUGGGGGUAUAGGAAGAAACAGUUGUGUGCAGAGGGCCUCGGUGCCCAGGAGAUGGGAGCUGAGACUUGAACAUCAGACAUGUCUUGCUGAUUAGUCAUUGUGCCUGGAGAAAGUACUGGGCAAGCUGCCAGCCCCACCUGCCUGCAUGCCUAACGGGUUAACCACGACAGGACAGAGAGGACCCCCCAAAAUUCCCCUUAUGAAGGCUCCCUCCCCAGUGUGCUCCCUGUCCCCGCUGUUGGCCUCCUGUGGGCUUACCUGCCCUGGCGUGUGGGAGCCCAUGUUUACCUGCUCAGAGACCCUCCCCUGCCACUGAACCCCUGCCCGGGAGCCCAAUGUUCAGUUCUUUGACAAUGGGGUCUGUCCCCUCGUUGACCCCUGAUUUGAGGAAUGGCCCCCACCUCGGUGAGAAAAGAGCAAGGACUGUCCCCCAGUGUCCCCAGCUUUAGGGUGGCCAAUGUGCCGUAAAGUGGGCCCUCUUCGGGGUCUGCAGCAUGUUCCCAGCACCCCCCACCUUAAACUGCCCUUCCUGGGCCUUCGGGGGAUGCCAGGCCUGAGGGUCUAGACCCUGCUGUAGACCCACAGUAUGAAAUGUCUGCUCCUGGGCACCAAUAAUGGCAGUCUUUUUACCUUAUAAAAUUGGGGUGAGAAGUCUAAAAUUGGGGUGACCUUUCAAGCACCUUUCAGACUACUUCCUCAGUACAGGAUGGAAACUUCUGGCUCAAACUACUGGUCCACAUGGGGCCCAGCAACUGGCUCUUCCAGUUUUAGAAAAUCCCCACUCCAGACACCCUGGGGUAUCACCUAACCAGCUUUCCACGGGACCACAGUCACCACCCCCACUCUGGUUGUAUGUAUGUGAUUGAUAUUAUCCAGCCGAAGACUAGAUUACCUGCAGUCUCUUGAGAAUGUGACAAGUGCUGGACAUUUCACUCAAAGCUAACAAGUAUGGUUCCUAGGUAGGUGUUCUUUCACUCACUCAUCAUGUACACUUGUCUACAUGGGCUUGUAUGUUUUUUCAUGUAAUGUUUCACCCAUUUAACUGAUGGCCACCUUCCUCACUGAGGCCCUCAGAGCAUCACAGAUACAUCUGGGGAGACUGACAAAGCGAAAAUUUAUGCUUAUGAUUACUGUUUGAUUCCCAAGACUAAUCAUGUGAAUUUUAAAAGCCACCAAACUCCUGAGUCCUUUGGUCAUGCUAAAAUUCCCAGAGGAUAGCAGCCAUCAGUUGAAGAGGCCUUAAGUUGCAAUUAGAAAGUGAAUGCAGACCCAAUCUAUCCUGUUGUGGGGCUUUAGAACUUGAAGGAUUUUAGAAAAAAAAAAAAAAAAGUAAUUCUUUAUGGGUUACAAGCUAAA